This is a messenger RNA of Echinops telfairi (small Madagascar hedgehog), 6735 nucleotides long. It is a transcript of the gene CKAP5, whose product is annotated as cytoskeleton associated protein 5. The transcript is spliced from 45 exons. The coding region runs from base 142 to 6264 and encodes 2040 amino acids. Gene Ontology annotation, molecular function: microtubule plus end polymerase activity; microtubule plus-end binding. Gene Ontology annotation, cellular component: centrosome; microtubule plus-end; spindle pole. Gene Ontology annotation, biological process: mitotic spindle organization; centrosome duplication; microtubule polymerization. Lineage: Eukaryota; Metazoa; Chordata; Mammalia; Afrosoricida; Tenrecidae. The record is from RefSeq and is a predicted model, not a curated record.
AACGAGGACACUGCGGGGUGUGCGGCGGCCCAAGCGGUUUUAAACGGCUUAGAGCAGGCCCCUCGGUUCGGACCCGGCUGAGGCAUCUAUUUUUAUCUGGCCAGGAAUUACUCUUAAUUCUAAGGAGAAAUUGGAAGCACCAUGGGAGAUGACAGUGAGUGGCUAAAACUGCCGGUUGAUCAGAAAUGUGAACACAAGCUGUGGAAAGCAAGAUUAAGUGGGUAUGAAGAGGCCCUGAAGAUCUUCCAGAAAAUAAAGGAUGAAAAGAGCCCAGAAUGGUCCAAAUAUUUAGGAUUGAUCAAAAAAUUUGUGACUGACUCCAAUGCUGUGGUGCAAUUGAAAGGGUUAGAAGCUGCGCUUGUUUAUAUUGAAAAUGCACAUGUCGCAGGAAAAACAACAGGAGAAGUUGUAUCAGGCGUUGUAAGCAAAGUGUUCAACCAGCCUAAAGCCAAAGCCAAGGAGCUGGGCGUAGAGAUCUGUUUAAUGUACAUCGAGAUUGAAAAAGGAGAGGCUGUGCAAGAAGAGCUCCUCAAAGGUCUGGAUAACAAGAACCCCAAGAUCAUUGUGGCCUGCAUAGAGACGCUGAGGAAGGCCUUAAGUGAAUUUGGUUCAAAAAUCAUCUUGCUUAAGCCAAUUAUCAAAGUGUUGCCAAAACUCUUUGAGUCUCGAGAGAAGGCUGUUCGAGAUGAAGCCAAACUGAUCGCUGUGGAGAUUUACCGGUGGAUUAGGGAUGCUCUGAGACCCCCAUUACAAAAUAUAAAUUCUGUCCAGUUGAAAGAACUAGAAGAAGAAUGGGUCAAGUUGCCAACAGGUGCUCCUAGACCCACUCGAUUUCUGCGUUCCCAGCAAGAACUAGAAGCUAAACUGGAACAGCAGCAGUCUGCUGGUGGAGAUGCUGAGGGAGGUGGUGAUGAUGGUGAUGAAGUGCCACAGAUAGAUGCUUAUGAGCUUUUGGAAGCAGUAGAAAUCCUUUCCAAAUUACCCAAAGACUUUUAUGACAAAAUUGAAGCAAAAAAGUGGCAAGAGAGAAAAGAGGCUCUGGAGGCUGUAGAAAUACUCGUAAAAAACCCCAAACUGGAAGCAGGCGAUUAUGCGGAUUUAGUAAAAGCACUGAAGAAGGUUGUUGGAAAGGACACCAAUGUUAUGUUGGUGGCUUUGGCAGCAAAAUGCCUUACCGGCCUGGCUGUUGGGCUAAGGAAGAAAUUUGGACAAUAUGCAGGACAUGUUGUACCAACCAUUUUGGAGAAAUUCAAAGAGAAGAAGCCUCAAGUGGUACAGGCCCUUCAAGAGGCAAUAGAUGCCAUUUUUCUAACCACCACACUACAGAACAUCAGUGAAGAUGUUUUAGCAGUGAUGGAUAAUAAAAAUCCAACCAUCAAGCAGCAAACAUCCCUGUUCAUUGCAAGAAGCUUCCGCCACUGCACUGCCUCUACCUUGCCAAAGAGCCUACUGAAGCCCUUCUGCGCUGCUCUACUUAAGCACAUCAAUGAUUCUGCUCUUGAAGUGAGAGAUGCUGCAUUUGAAGCACUGGGCACUGCUUUGAAAGUGGUUGGUGAGAAAGCAGUAAACCCAUUCUUGGCUGAUGUGGACAAGCUCAAGCUUGAUAAGAUCAGAGAAUGUUCCGAGAAAGUAGAGCUGGUCCCUGGUAAGAAGGCUGGGCCGGCAGCUGAUAAGAAGGCGCUCAAGCCUGUGCCUGGGAGGACUGCUGCUGCUGGGGCUGCAGGAGAGAAGGACCCCAAGGAUACUGCAGCACCCAAGCCAGGGCCCUUAAAAAAGGCACCUGCUUCUAAGGCUGGUGGGCCACCUAAGAAGGGGAAGCCAGCUGCACCAGGAGGUGCAGGGAGCAGUGGAGCCAAGAACAAGAAAGGGUUGGAUACCAAAGAAAUUGUGGAGCCUGAGCUCUCGCUAGAAGUGUGUGAAGAACAGGCGUCUGCUGUCCUUCCCUCUACCUGUGUCCCGCUUCUAGACAGCAGUAACUGGAAGGAGCGACUGGCCUGUAUGGAAGAGUUUCAGAAGGCUGUGGAACUAAUGGACCGAACUGAAAUGCCAUGCCAGGCAUUAGUGAGGGUGCUGGCCAAGAAACCGGGGUGGAAAGAAACAAAUUUCCAGGUGAUGCAAAUGAAGCUUCACAUAGUUGCUCUGAUUGCCCAGAAGGGAAACUUUUCCAAAACAUCCGCUCAGAUUGUAUUAGACGGCCUUGUCGACAAGAUUGGAGAUGUGAAGUGUGGAAACAAUGCAAAAGAAGCUAUGACGGCCAUAGCUGAAGCCUGCGUGUUGCCAUGGACGGCCGAGCAGGUUAUGUCGAUGGCUUUCUCCCAGAAAAAUCCCAAGAAUCAAUCAGAAACACUGAAUUGGCUAGCAAAUGCAAUAAAAGAAUUUGGAUUUUCUGGGUUGAAUGUCAAAGCUUUCAUUAGCAAUGUGAAGACAGCUCUCGCUGCAACAAAUCCAGCUGUGAGGACUUCUGCUAUUACCCUGCUUGGUGUGAUGUAUCUGUACGUUGGUCCAUCUUUGCGAAUGUUCUUUGAAGAUGAGAAGCCUGCCCUCCUAUCCCAGAUCGAUGCAGAAUUUGAGAAGAUGCAGGGACAGAGCCCACCUGCUCCAACUCGAGGGAUUACCAAGCACAGCGCAAGUGCAGUGGAUGAAGGAGAGGAUGGUGACGAACCCGAGGAAGGGGGCAGUGAUGUUGUUGAUUUUUUGCCAAGGGCAGAGAUUAGUGAUAAAAUCACUUCAGACUUGGUAUCUAAGAUUGGUGACAAGAAUUGGAAGAUCAGGAAAGAAGGCCUAGAUGAAGUGGCAGGCAUCAUCAAUGAAGCAAAAUUUAUCCAGCCAAAUAUAGGUGAACUUCCCACUGCCUUGAAGGGUCGACUCAAUGAUUCAAAUAAAAUCUUGGUGCAGCAGACAUUGACUAUCCUCCAGCAGUUGGCAGUAGCCAUGGGCCCAAACAUCAAGCAACAUGUGAAGAACUUGGGCAUCCCUAUCAUCACAGUCCUUGGAGACAGCAAGAGCCAUGUUCGCGCUGCUGCUCUGGCGACAGUGAGUGCUUGGGCGGAGCAGACCGGCAUGAAGGAGUGGCUGGAGGGAGAGGAGCUUUCUGAGGAGCUCAAAAAGGAAAACCCUUUCUUGAGGCAAGAGCUUCUGGGGUGGCUGGCUGAGAAACUACCUACUCUUCGUUCCACCCCUACAGACCUUAUCCUUUGUGUUCCUCACCUCUACUCCUGUCUAGAGGACCGAAAUGGCGAUGUACGAAAGAAGGCCCAAGAUGCUUUGCCCUUCUUCAUGAUGCAUUUAGGGUAUGAGAAGAUGGCCAAGGCUACAGGGAAACUGAAGCCAACUUCUAAAGACCAGGUAUUGGCCAUGCUAGAGAAAGCCAAAGCCAAUAUGCCAGCCAAACCUGCACCUGUUAAACCAGCUUCCAAAGCAACGGGAGGGUCAGCUCCAGCCAAAUUCCAACCUUCAUCAGCACCUGUUGAAGAUUCUGUCUCCACUACUGUAGAAUCCAAACCUGAUUCUAAAAAGGCCAAAACUCUAGGAGUUUCCUCUAAAGCAAAGAACGCACAAGGGAAGAAAGUGCCAAGCAAAACAAGCGUAAAGGAGGAAGACGACAAAUCUGGUCCUAUUUUUAUUGUUGUUCCAAACGGAAAGGAGCAGAGAAUGAAAGACGAAAAAGGAUUGAAGGUGCUGAAAUGGAACUUCACCACUCCCCGGGAUGAGUACAUGGAGCAGCUCAAGAUGCAAAUGUCUAACUGUGUCGCUAAGUGGCUACAGGAUGAGAUGUUUCACUCAGAUUUCCAGCAUCAUAACAAAGCUCUAGCUGUCAUGGUUGAUCAUUUGGAGAGUGAAAAAGAAGGUGUCAUUGGUUGCCUGGAUCUUAUCUUAAAAUGGCUUACCCUGCGGUUUUUUGACACCAACACAAGCGUCCUAAUGAAAGCCCUGGAAUAUUUAAAGUUACUCUUCACCCUGCUAAGCGAGGAGGAGUACCAUCUCACUGAGAAUGAAGCCUCUUCCUUCAUCCCCUAUCUCAUCCUCAAGGUUGGAGAGCCAAAGGAUGUCAUUCGUAAAGACGUCCGUGCCAUCCUGAACCGGAUGUGCCUUGUCUACCCAGCCAGCAAGAUGUUCCCUUUCAUCAUGGAAGGAACGAAAUCCAAAAACUCUAAACAGAGAGCAGAGUGCCUAGAAGAGUUGGGGUGUCUGGUUGAGUCCUAUGGCAUGAACGUUUGCCAACCAACUCCAGGAAAAGCCUUAAAGGAGAUAGCUAUCCACAUAGGAGACCGAGACAACGCUGUACGCAAUGCUGCACUUAAUACCAUUGUAACGGUGUACAACGUACAUGGCGAUCAAGUGUUCAAGCUGAUAGGAAAUCUUUCUGAGAAGGAUAUGAGCAUGCUCGAGGAAAGGAUUAAGCGGUCAGCAAAGAGGCCUUCUGUGGCCCCAGUAAAACAGGUGGACGAGAAGCCACAGCGUACACAGAACACCAGCUCCAAUGCCAACGUGCUACGCAAGGGACCAGCUGAAGACAUGUCCUCCAAGCUCAAAAUUAUGUAUCGCACUUAUAGGAUCCAAGCCCGAAGCAUGGGUGGACAUCCUGAGGCAGCCCAGACGGUUCGCCGAGAAUUCCAGCUGGAUCUAGAUGAGAUUGAGAAUGACAAUGGGACAGUCCGAUGUGAGAUGCCCGAACUUGUCCAGCACAAACUAGAUGACAUUUUUGAACCGGUCCUAAUUCCUGAACCCAAGAUCCGGGCCGUUUCUCCACAUUUCGAUGACAUGCACAGUAAUACAGCAUCCACGAUCAAUUUUAUUAUCUCCCAAGUAGCGAGUGGUGACAUCAACACAAGCAUCCAAGCUCUGACGCAGAUUGAUGAGGUCCUGAGACAGGAAGACAAAGCCGAAGCUAUGUCGGGCCAUAUUGAUCAGUUUCUGAUAGCCACGUUCAUGCAGCUGAGACUCAUCUACAACACACACAUGGCAGAUGAGAAGUUGGAGAAGGAUGAGAUCAUCAAGUUGUAUAGCUGUAUCAUUGGCAAUAUGAUUUCGCUGUUUCAGAUAGAGAGCCUCGCCCGGGAGGCCUCCACGGGAGUGUUGAAGGAUCUGAUGCAUGGCCUCAUCACCUUAAUGCUGGACUCCAGAAUUGAAGAGCUAGAGGAAGGUCAACAGGUGAUCCGCUCUGUGAACCUCUUGGUGGUGAAGGUUCUGGAGAAAUCAGAUCAGACCAAUGUUCUGAGUGCCCUUCUGGUUUUGCUCCAAGACAGCCUGCUAGCAACGGCCACUUCUCCCAGGUUCUCAGAGCUUGUCAUGAAGUGUCUCUGGAGAAUGAUUCGCCUCUUGCCGGAUACCAUCAACAGCAUUAACCUGGACAGAAUUCUUCUGGAUAUACACAUCUUCAUGAAGGUCUUCCCCAAAGAGAAACUGAAGCAGUGCAAAAGUGAAUUACCCAUAAGGACCUUAAAGACCCUGCUGCAUACAUUAUGCAAAUUAAAAGGGCCCAAGAUCCUAGACCACCUCACAAUGAUUGACAACAAGAAUGAGUCUGAGCUGGAGGCCCACCUCUGCCGGAUGAUGAAACACAGUAUGGACCAGAGUGGGAGCAAGUCUGAGAAGGAAACCGAAAAGGGAGCAUCUCGAAUAGAUGAAAAAUCAUCGAAGGCCAAAGUGAACGAUUUCUUAGCCGAGAUUUUUAAGAAGAUUGGCUCCAAAGAGAACACUAAAGAGGGCCUGGCAGAGCUGUAUGAAUAUAAGAAGAAAUACUCGGAUGCUGACAUUGAACCGUUUCUAAAAAACUCCUCACAGUUCUUCCAGAACUAUGUGGAGAGAGGCCUUCGGAUGAUUGAGAUGGAGAGAGAGGGCAAAGGUCAUAUUCCCACUUCAACAGGCGUCUCCCCCCAAAUGGAAGUCACGUGUAUCCCCACUCCCACAAGCACAGUGCCCUCCCUAGGUAACACGAACGGAGAGGAGGUGGGGCCAUCUGUCUACCUGGAAAGGCUGAAAAUUCUGCGGCAGCGCUGUGGGCUGGACAACACGAAGCAAGAUGAGCGGCCUCCGCUGACCUCGUUGCUCUCGAAACCAGCAGUCCCGACCGUUGUCUCCUCCACUGACAUGCUGCACAGCAAACUCUCUCAGCUCCGGGAGUCCCGGGAGCAGCACCAGCACUCGGACCUGGAGUCGAACCAGACCCCCUCUUCAGGAUCCGUGACCACGUCAUCCUCCUCCACAGCCAACAUCGAUGACUUGAAAAAGAGACUGGAGAGAAUAAAGAGCAGCCGCAAGUGAAGCCGCCCUCUCCCCUGGCGCCACCCUUCAAGCUCACUAACCGCAAGUCCUCAUGGUUAGGCAGCCUCGGCAGGCCUCUCGGACCCCAGCAGGCCAUGUGUACCAUCCUGUGAGGGCGAGGAGUAGGCGGGGCACAGGUCUGUACAUACUCCGCUUCUCGCCAUCAGCAUCCUGCCUCGAUCGCCGAGACUGCCUGUGUAUUAGUGUAGGGUACAGACUGGUCAAUCGCUGCUCUCCUCUCCAUGCAGGUGAGCUGUCCACGCCUUUUCUUUGUUGUCUUUUUCAUUUCUCCUUUGUAAAGCUGUCCAACUCUUUCCUAGCUUUGAACUAUUAGGACUCUUUCAUGGUUUACCUUUGAGUCUGUGAGUUCUCUCCCUGUAACCCUGAAGGGUCACUGUAUUCUGUAUGAAUGCACGGCAUGAUACAACUAAUUUUAAGAGUCUUCUGUAAAUAAAGUUUGCAUUAACUGUA